CCAUUGUUAAUAAUAGCGAUUCUGGUGGGCUUUCUCUGCCAGCCUCGAGUGGUCGCGGUCGGCGCUCCCUGAACCCAAUUCAUUCCACUUCGUCUCGUCCUCCCCUUCGUUCUCACUCACUGCCCAUAAACCCUUCUCUCUCCGUGCUGCUUUCCAUCGUUGACGGCUCUCCUUUUUGUUCUUUUCUUCUUAUUUUCUUCUCCUCGACACUGUCGUGUCGUAUCUCUUAUACCCACCAUCCGUUCUGGGCCCCUGAUCUCUGCUUGGCACCUUACGACAACCCACUUCCCCCCUUUCGUUCCUUUCGCAGUGCGAGAAAACCUCAAGUGACUUGAAAACGGGCCGGUCCAGUUUGCAUACUCUCUUUAUUUUUUCUUUUCUGGCUCCCGCAUACUUUUUCUUUCCGUCAACGCCUUUCGCUUCCUUUAGCACUUCCCUAGGGUUUUAGAAAGAGGCUGGCUCCUCACACUGGUUUCGCUUGGAUUCCGCUGUCGCGUUCCCAUGUUCGCUGAGUGGCAUCUCCAUAUACGAUCCUCCUUUCCUAUUCUCUCUCGUUGAGUUCUUGUUGCCAUUUCGCUUUUGUCUCACUCUUCCAGAUAAGAGGUCGUGAUUCGUCUGUCUGAGACAACUUUUCAUUGAACGAGUUCCUUGACGCAUUCUUGAUAGAAAGAUAAAAAAUUAAAACUUCAAAAGAAGGAGAGAAGAAGAAAAUGUAUCCCCAGCAUGGUGCUGUGGCACCUUCGCAAAAGCCAGAAACAUUCAUGCUUUCAAGCGAGGCACAGCAAAGUCUCCCUCAUGAUGCGCAAGUGGCGCUGCAACAGGUGGACAAUUUGAAGUACUUCCUCCUGUCUGCGCCAGUUGACUGGCAACCAGAUCAACUGAUCCGCCGCUUUCUACUGCCCACUGGCGAUUAUAUUUCAUGUGUCCUAUGGUUGGUUUGCAAAGCUAGAGGAGAUCUGUAGGCUUCGAUUAGGUUGAAACUGAUUGCGUCUCAGGAACAAUCUCUUUCACAUCUCGGGUACAGAUAUCGUCAGAUGUCUAGCCUUCAGAUUUCAAGCCUUCGGUCGUCCCGUCAAGAAUUCCAAGAAAUUCGAGGAAGGCAUUUUUUCCGACCUCCGAAACCUCAAGGCUGGCACCGACGCAACCCUCGAGGAACCCAAGAGCCCCUUCCUUGACUUCCUCUACAAGAACAACUGCAUUCGCACACAGAAGAAGCAAAAGGUGUUCUACUGGUACAGCGUUCCGCACGACCGGCUUUUCCUCGAUGCUUUGGAGCGCGAUCUGAAGAGGGAAAAGAUGGGCCAGGAAGCGACCACGGUUGCCGUCAGCGAGCCCGCCUUAUCUUUCGAAUUCGAUUCCUCCCAAUCGUUAUAUGAGCAACUCACAAAGACACAACAAGCAAAUUCUUCGUCGUUUGCUACACACGCAAGUACGGCAUAUGGCCAACCCGUCUCCCCAAUGGUUCGGACCGUUGACGCAAUGCCUCCUCCCCAGAUGGCCCCUCCAUCGAUGCCCCUUCUCCCGGACGACUCUGGCACCCCUACGAUGUACGGCCAGAUGCCAAUGCCCGACCCCAUGGUCCAUAAUUUCAUUAAACGCGAGCAGGAUUUCGGCCAGUUCCAAUAUGAUCGCAAUGGAAUGAUUCUUGCUCGCCUGCACCACCGCCACGCGUCGAUGCCAACAUUCGUCGAGUACUCCCCAGCUCCGUCAUUUGUUUCAUCCCAGUACGAAGACUACAGCAACCGGGGCUUUUCCUAUGAGCCGAUUACUCCCCCACAGCACGCCGUUCCCCUGGGUCCUGAACCAGCAUAUAUCGCCAACGAAGACACCGGCCUCUACACUGCUAUCCCAGACGCUGGAUCCACGGCGACGUUCAAUAAUAUGAUGCAUCUACAGCCAUCCAACGUUUCCAGCGCUGGUUUCACUGCCCCGCCAAGGACGUUUCCAUCUGUAUAUUCUGUAAUAGAGGGCUCUCCGUCAUACAAACGGCGUAGGCGGCGGUCUUCCGCUACUUCGGGCGCUCCGAAUGCCAUCGCAGCUGCUUCUGCUAACGUCCAGUCAACCGCCGCGCCAUCCCAGGUGGCCCCCUAUGCUGUGCAUAGGCCAAGCGAUCUCCGACGUUCGGUUUCCGCAUCAGUAGACCCUAUUGUUGAGGGACACGAGCUAAGUCACGUUCCGCAUGGUGUUCCUACCGGCUAUCCUUCUUCAGUUCUCCCGGGCAACGACCUGCCUGAAGUGCCCCAGAACGGAACUCAAUUAUCAAGCGUCGAAGAGAGUCCUGACGUCAGCGCGCAGGACGGUCUACCGCCACUACCGAAUAAUGAGAGCUUGGAGGCCACUGUAAAAAAUAGUGCGAUGCGCAGACCUGAUCGACCCGGGCCGGGCCCAGGGCCAGUUCGCCGUGCCCGCAGCGCUACUGUGAUGGAGCUGGGCCCAUAUCCACAGAAGUCCCAUUCAUGUCCGAUUCCAUCAUGUGGCCGACUUUUCAAGCGAUUGGAACAUCUCAAGCGACACGUGAGGACCCAUACCCAGGAACGGCCUUACCCUUGUCCUUAUUGCAACAAGGCCUUUUCGCGGUCUGACAAUCUUGCGCAGCACCGCCGUAUCCAUGAAGCCCAACAAGAUGGACAACACCAAGCGCAUGGAAGCGAUGAGGACUUGGAAAAUGAAGAAAAUGAAUUCGGUUCUCGCGAUACCACGGCUUCAUCAGGCGCGAAAUAUGUUCCAAAUAACAUGACUAACAUGGCCAAUGUGACAUCAAUGCCUUCUUCUGUGGACAUGCCGACAGCUAUGCCCACGAUGAUCGCCCCUCAGAUGGUUGCUCCUCAGCUUUUGCAGCAGCAAAUAUAAGAGUGAAAUAGACGGCUGCAAUUUAAGUCUUUAUCUAUGUUUUUUCUUUUUCUGCAGAUAAUGAUGGCGGUGCCUCUUAUUUAUAAUGUGUUCUGUAUACCUGCUUGGAUUUUGGAGUUGAAUGUGUGUGUGUGUGUGUGUGUGUGUGUGUGUGUCUACCUAUGUCAAGUUACUUAUGAUUAGGCGCGUCCUGUCCCAACUAUGAACAAGACUGUUUUCCUUGUUGAUGACAUGAGCUUCUUGUGAAUCAUUGCUUGUUUAGACUCCUGCCUGUAUAUGCCACUUCUCACCUAGCACUAGUCUUCAGAGGAACUGUGGUGAGGUGUCUCUUCACAAAAUCCUAUGUAAUGCAUGAGACAUCUCUAAAAUAACAAGGAUCACCCUUGUCCACAUGUAGUACUGUGCAAUGUCAAGUUUUGAAUUUAACAUCAC
Monascus purpureus is the source of this 3282-nucleotide messenger RNA. Lineage: Eukaryota; Fungi; Ascomycota; Eurotiomycetes; Eurotiales; Aspergillaceae. The record is from the annotation of a GenBank genome assembly.